AUGGCUGCGCGUGCGUCGCUGCGGGACUGCCAGGCAUGGAGGGAUGCCGGGCUGCGGCUCUCCACCACCAGCAACGAGGCCUGCAGGCUGUUUGACGCUGCCCUCACCCAGUACGUCACGUGGACCAAUGACAAGAGUCUUGGUGGCCUGGAGGGAUGCUUUUCAAAGCUCAAGGAAGCAGACCCGACCUUCACGAUGGGCCAUGUCAUCUCCAACGGCCUCCUGCUGAUUGGCACCGGGACCUCAGUGAGGCUGGACAGAGAGCUGGCCCAGGCCCUGAAGACGAUGGUGGAGAAUUCGAAAACCCAGCCGCUGACGCAGCGGGAGCGGCUGCACGUGUCUGCGGUGGAGAAGUUCGCCAAGGGGAACUUUCCGGAAGCCUGUGAUCUGUGGGAACAGAUUCUCCGGGACCAUCCAACGGAUAUGCUGGCCCUGAAAUUUUCCCACGAUGCCUACUUCUACCUGGGCUAUCAGGAGCAGAUGCGGGACUCCGUGGCUCGAGUUUACCCCUUCUGGACACCUGACGUCCCCCUCAGCAGCUACGUGAAAGGCAUGUAUUCUUUUGGACUGAUGGAAACCCACUUCUACGAUCAGGCAGAAAAGCUUGCCAAGGAGGACUCGGACAUGCUGGCUUGUCACAAUUACUGGCACUGGGCGCUGUAUCUGAUAGAAGAGGGUGACUAUGAGGCCGCGCUGACCAUUUACGACGACCACGUCCUGCCCAGCAUGCGGGCCAGUGGCGCCAUGCUGGACGUGGUGGACAGCUGCUCCAUGCUGUACCGGCUCCAGCUGGAAGGGGUGCCGGUGGGUGAGCGCUGGCGGGACGUCCACUCUGUGACCCAGAAGCACAGCCGUGACCACGUCCUGCUAUUCAAUGAUGUCCACUUCCUGAUGGCCUCCCUGGGCGCACGGGACCCUGAGACCACGCAGGAGCUGCUGGCCACCCUUCAGGAGGCCAGCGUGUCCCCGGGGGAGAACUGCCAACACCACUUGGCCCGGGACGUGGGGCUCCCGCUGUGCCAGGCCCUGGUGGAGGCUGAGAACGGGAAUGCCGACCGGACCCUGGAGCUGCUUCUGCCCGUCCGGUACCGGCUCACCCAGAUCGGAGGCAGCAACGCCCAGAGAGAUGUCUUCAACCAGCUGCUGAUCCACGCGGCCUUGAACUGCACCUCCAGUGCCCAUAGGAACGUGGCCCGGAGCCUUCUGAUGGAGCGGGACGCCUUGAAGCCCGGCUCGCCCCUGACCGAGCGGCUCAUCCGCAAGGCGGCUGCCCGCCACCUCAUGCAGUGA
This is a messenger RNA of Orycteropus afer afer, 1290 nucleotides long. NCBI's taxonomy places the organism in Eukaryota, Metazoa, Chordata, Mammalia, Tubulidentata, Orycteropodidae. The record is from RefSeq and is a predicted model, not a curated record.